Molecule: messenger RNA, 1587 nt
Organism: Tachysurus fulvidraco (yellow catfish)
Lineage: Eukaryota; Metazoa; Chordata; Actinopteri; Siluriformes; Bagridae
Exons: 2
Coding region: 175-1209 (344 amino acids)
Source: RefSeq, a predicted model, not a curated record
AUUCCAGGCCAGAGUUUGCAAGCUGCCCUAGCCUGUCCUGAUCCUGCCGCCAUAUUGUCACUAAUGGUCUAUAUAAAGAGAAAGCAGAAGAAGAACGAGGAGGGUGUCAUUAGUAGUGGUGGUUUGUUGUUGGCGUUGUGGUAAUUGGAUUAUUGUGGUUUUUAAAACACCAAAAUGGGUAAAGGACUAAAAUUCACCCUGAUCCUCAUGUCCAUCAUUUUCCUCAGCCAACUCUGCUGGACCCAGGAAGAUGAAGAAUUUUACAAUCAUUACACUUCCCAGUAUAGGCAGUUGUGUCAAGAUGCUUGCCUAAUGCAUGGAGAGAAUUACUACUGGUGCAACACUUACCAGGGCUGGGAUUACUGCUCGUUAAAGGAGAACAAUGACUAUAAAGGCAAUGAGUGUGAAGAUGACCAUCCUUGUGACCUGCAUUGUACUGAUUACUACUGGUGCUAUACAAAGACUGGGGGGUGGGAUUAUUGUGGAAAAGUGACACCCAAAAAAGAGAAAAGUAAACAAAUUUUUAAAGGUUCACAUUAUCUGCAUGAUUGCAUGGACGAAUGUUCCUACGACAUGUCAAAGUCAUACUACAGGUGCUACACAGAUAAAGGGUGGGACUUUUGCUCUCCAACACCUGAUGUCACGUACAAGGGUGAGUUGUGCCAAUCCGGUCACCCGUGUAACACCUAUGGCCGUGACUACUCCUGGUGCAGGACAGUCUCAGGCUCGGACUACUGUGGCAUCGUUGAGGACAUCACAAUUUGUGACACAAAUUCUGGUCACAUAAAUGAGACUUGUUUUAUUGAAGAGAACAGAAUGAUGAUCAAGCUGAAGCCAGAGUUGGAUCCUGAAGCAAUAGCAGAGGGAAGAAAAUGGAGUAAAGAGAUAUCACAAAUAAUUGCACACUGGAACAACAGUUACCUACACGAUGACAGCAAGUCCAAUGUCAUCACUACAAAUAACCUUCGUCUUGAUCUACAGGGGUUGGUGCUAAGGGAUAAUUUGUCUUAUUAUGGCCUACAAAUUGAGAUGAACAUGCAUCGUGACGAACACAAGAGUUCCAUAGUUGCUGAGGUGUUCUUACCACAGAAAGUCAUUCCAGAAAGACAUGUCCAUAGGGCCAUUAUUGAGAGCUUCUGUAACCGUGCCAGGGUUUUUGUGACUUUCAGCACCAGUUCUGGUAGUGAGGAUAACUGUGUCUUACUGUAAUCCCAUCCGAAGAUAUUGAUUAAUGAACAUUGUGUCGUAAUCAAAAACUAAGCUGUAGAUUUGCAUUCAGUGAAAUUUGCUUAAGCAACAUUUAAUAUUUAAACCUCUGCUUGCUGCCUGAAGCUGAAGAACCACAGCAUGCUUUUAUGUUUGAAGCGAUUUGAUUUACUUUAGAUUUGAUUGUGUAGAAAUAUGUAGAUCCUGUUUAAUGACCCCUAUAACCACAUCACUGAGGAAGUGGCAUGAGCUGAUGAUCAGUAUACAGAUUCCACUGAAUCAAAGAGGAACAUCUCAUGUUUUAGCUUCAAGCAACAGAGAAAUGUACUGAAUGAUUAUCUAUUAAUAAAAAUCUUUGCUGAUGUUGGCUACCUGCAAAAA